CUGUCGGGUUCAGCCAGUAGUCUCGUAAGACUUUUCUUGUUGUCGUGUGUACAACCCCGCUGCCGUCGCCGCAUCGCGCGUUUUUCUAUCGGGGCGCAUCCACGACGCAAUUUGUCCCGUCGAGUUAAAAGAAUCCUACGACAUCGGUUGUAGUAGUCAGCGAGCACCGAAGGCAAAAACAGGCGUUCGUUUAACCGCACGUCCUCGAAUCUACAGUCUGUCCCUCUCUCUCCCUUCUUCCCCCCUUUGAAUUUUACGAGAGAGACGAAAACGUCGACCCCCCCAUAGCGGUGGUGGUGGUGGGUGGAGUCCGCGGCAAUCAUCGGUGGCAAAAAUUUGCGGUUAGACGAAAGAACUAAGCUACCGGCGGUAAUUUACCUGACGAUCGGCUUCUGAAUUUUACAUCGGUCGCGACAUAACAUCAUUUUAACGAACACACGUGAAUUUUUUUUCUCAGCUCGAGAUUUUCGAGGCUUUUAGUGACUUAAGUCGUAUACAGUGUGGACCUUUUGGUGCUUGCUUAAGUCAGUUGACAAUUUCUAUGGUUUUCCUCUGUACAGUAAACUUACCAGUUCGGUUUUGAAUUUGCAACCAAUAGAAAGACAGUGUUGUGCGCGGUAUUGCCAUGUUUUACGGUGAAAACGGGCAUUAAAGUAGUCGGAGGCUGGGACACUAUGUCCCAGUUUGGAUUUAGAGCUUCGCCUAGUACACAGAGCGCGGUUUCGUCUGGCCCGUCACAGACAUCCCCACCACCCAGCGGCAUGGCCGUGACGUCAUCGGCCCCGACCGCCGCCGGCACACCGCCCGCGUCUGCGCAACGGUGUUGCGAUACCGGACGUCCCAUUUUCACCGACCCGAUUACCGGCCAGACCGUUUGUUCUUGCCAGUACGAAUUACUUGGAUACCAACGAUUAGCUGGUGCUGGAGUAGCUGGCUUACCAGCCCUAAGUAUGUAUAGUGCCCCUUACCCCGAAGGUAUGGCCGCUUACUUUCCGGCCCUAGGGGCUGACCAAGCCCCAUUUUACACCUCAACGGCUGCAGGGUUAGACCUUAAGGAAAACCUAGCGGCAGGAGCUGCAGGUUGGCCCUACCCUUCUGUCUACCACCCUUACGAUACCGCUUUCGCCGGCUAUCCCUUUAACGGAUACGGCAUGGACCUUAAUGGUGCUAGAAGGAAAAAUGCAACCAGGGAAACAACCAGUACCCUUAAGGCGUGGCUGAACGAACACAAGAAAAACCCUUAUCCCACAAAGGGAGAGAAAAUCAUGUUGGCCAUCAUCACCAAAAUGACUUUAACCCAGGUAUCCACGUGGUUCGCAAACGCCCGAAGACGACUCAAAAAAGAGAACAAAAUGACCUGGGAACCCAGAAACCGAGUCGAAGACGACGACAAUAACAACGACGACGACGAUCAAGACCACAAAAGUACCGACGGCAAAGACAUUUUAGACUCCAAAGAUUCCGGUACUGCCUCGAGUGAGGACGGCGAUCGGCAGCCUCACUCGCGCCUCGCCCCCGAUACUCCUUCGGAGUGGAGCGAGUCACGACCAGAUAGCGGUCCAGACAGUCCGGAGAUCUACGAACGACCGCCUCAUCCCGCUUUUUUGCCCCCCAGAUCAUCGGGUAGUCCUCCGCAGAUAAGUCAGAGUGUACCCACGAAACCGCGGAUUUGGAGUUUGGCGGAUAUGGCCUCCAAGGAGUCUACCGACGGUAGCACGGGGUCUUCGCCUGGUGGGAUGUACGCCAGCCGAUUGAUGGGUCCACUUACGAGUAGUAGAUUGCCACCACCUGGAUUACAUACUGCUCCGUAUGCUAGACCUCAUGAUUUUUAUCGAAGUCUAUAUGGUCCAGCAGCGGCCCAACACCUGGCCGCCUCCCAAGGCGACUCCAACCUCCUAGAAACUUACCAAAGAACCCUCGCCGCCCAACAGAGCGCCAUUAAAACAAGUUUGGCCAGCUCGGGUAGCAGUUCACUUGCAGUCAGUUCUUCCAACCUGACGGCCACAUCAUCCUCUGGUGACCUGGGGGUAAGUCGACCCCACGGUCUUCCCUUGGGACUUACCACGCAUCCGAGCAGCCGAAUGUCGCCGAGUUCCACCACGAGUUCUUUAAGUUCCACGGGUGCGGACAGUCCGAUCAAACCGAUCGCCCUUAAUAAGGUUUGAUGUAUAGUGGCUACUUAAGUAAUUUCGGAAGAGUUUUUUUCUUGCUGUUGUUGUUUCUUGAUUUGUUGUUGAUCUACCUCUUUUUGUCUGUGUUUUUUUUUCUGUCUUGGUUUUUUUUGGGUGUUGAUGGGGAAGUGCGCGUGAAAGGAAUAUAGUUUUUGGUAAGUGUUGAUUUGGUUUUAAAUAUUAAGGCAAUUUAUACUAGAGUUAGUCCAGUUAUAUUAAGAAUUAUAUUUAGUAUUACCCGUUAAACGGCAGUAAGAUGGUAUAUUUAGUGUGAAUUUGUUCCAAUUAAAGUUUGAAAUCUCAAGCAGAGCAUUGAGCACUCUACAAAUUUUAAUUAAGUCUUAAGCGGCCUAGGUAAAAGGUUUGGAAAUAUCGAUCAUUUUACAUACUGGAAGCUAAGGAUAAGAAAGAAGGACGGAUCACUUUUAAGUUCAAAAUUUAAAAAACUGUGCAGAAUACUCUGACAAGAUAAAUAACAUGAUACUUAAAUAAAUAUUAUCUAUAAAUUGUAUCCAGGGCAUAGGGCAGUUCAAGCAAAAAAUAUCGAUUUUUUGGACUAACUAUGUAGUGGCUAUAAGAACAUUAGAGGAGUAACCAUAAUUGGAGUAACGUCACUUUAAAAUUUUUAAUAUAAAAAACUAAUACAAUAAUACAAUAUUAUUAAUAUUAUCCCUUACACAUUUUUAGGAUUUCAAGUUUAUGCCAGUUUUAAUAAGUAGUGGAGUCCAAAAGUAAUGUCUAGUCUUUAAAGUGAUCACCCACUUCAAUAUCCAAAAUUUAACAACACUAAUUUGAAUAUUCUUCCUAAACAAGAAAAUGAUAUCAUAUAAAUUUUGUGAAAGGCAUAAGCCAGUCUAGGCUAGCCUUUUGCAAAUAUUGGGCACUGCAUACAGUGGAGUUAAAGUACAAGACUUUACCUUCAUUGUUGACUACUUAUUGACUACUUAUUGCAAAGUUUAAAAUCUAAGAACUUGUUUGGAAUAUUAUUACCAAUUAAUUGAAAAGUACGACAUUUAGAAAAUUAUUUCAUACAAAUUUUGCUGAAGGCAUUGGCCAGUUCAGUAGUGUAGUAGUGGAGUCCAAGGACAAUUUCUAGUGUUUAAGGUUUCACCUAUUUUGAAAUCCAAAAUCUAAAGAACUAAUAAGAAUAUAGUAUAUUACAUUAUUAUUCUGUAUCAAUUGUGUUAAAAGUAUAAACCAACUUGGAUAAAACAUUCACAAAUAAUGGUCUUUUUUUUUCAUCUAUUGGAGUCUAAGAACAAUGCCUAAUCUUUAAAGUGACCACCCAUUUCAAAAUCCAAAAUCUAAAGAGCUAAUGGGAAUAUUCUUACCAAGUAAAAUUGGAUAUUUAAAAAAGUAUUUUGUAUAAAUUAUGUGAAUGGCAUAAAUCAGUUUAGGGAAGAGUUUUAGGAAUAGUGGUCUUUUUAAGUAGCAGAGUUCAAGAACAAUGCCUAGUCUUUAAGGUGACCACCCACUUAAAAAUCGAAAAUCUAAAGAACUAAUGGAAAUAUUCUUACUAAAUAAAACCAUGAUAUUUAAAAGAGUAAUCUGAACGAAUUAUCUCAAAGAUCUAAGCUAGUUUAAAUAAACAUUCUAGAAUUAUUAAUCUUUUUAAGUAGCGGAGUCUAAAGACAAUGUUUAGUCUAAACGAAUGGAAUAAACUUAAUGGAAUAUUCUUACAAAAUAAAAACAUUUGAAAGGUCAUUCUGUAUAAGCUUUGUAAAAGGUAAAAGCCAGUUUAGGCAAAAAUGUCGAAAAUAUUUAUCUUUUUAAGUAUUGGACUCCAGGGACAAUAUCUAGUCUUUAAGGUGACCACCCACUUGAAAAUUGAAAAUUCAAAGAACUAAUGAAAAUUCUUUUACUAAAUAAAGACAUGAUAUUUAAAAGAGUAAUCUAUAGGAAUUAUGUUAAAGGUAUAAGUUAGCUUCGUCUUUUUAAGUAGUGGAGUCCAAGGACCAUGUAUAGGAAUUUAGGUGACCACCUACUUCAAAAUCCAAAAUCUAAAGAAAUAAUAGGAACAUUCUUAAUAAAUAAAGACAUUAUAUUAACAGGAAUAUAUUGUAUAAAUUUUGUUAAGGUUUUAAACCAGUUUAGGCAAAAAAUUUGAAAAUAUUGGACUUCUUGAGUAGUGGAUUCAAAGAACAAUAGUCUUUAAGAUAACCGCUAAUUUUAAAGUUUAAAACGGAAACAACUGCUGAGAAUAUUCUGAUCAGGUAAAAAGUAGCCUGCCUAAAAAUAAUAUGGUUUAGGUAUCACAUCACUGUAUUUAAAAAUUGCUAAAUAUUUGAAGAACAAAUAGAAAUAUCAACAUGAAACAAAAAACAAGAAAUAUUUAGAAGACUAUUCCUUAAAGUCUUCUUUAAAGCUUAUAUAAGACUGCGUAAUAUUUUUAAAACUAUCUCAGAGGAAAAAUAUCUAAGCAAAAAAAGGUUUACCUAUUUAAGACAAUUUGCUGCCGUUUAAUGUGUAAUUAAAUAUGUAAAAAUUCCUAAUUCCACAGUGUUGCCAGGUUAUACGAAUUUUCAUAAUUAAACACUAAAAUUUUCUUAAAGAGGAAAGCACGUCCUUCACUCGUACUUUUCGUCCAAUCACCCAAAACCAUAAAUCCUUAUUUACUUCUAAUUUAAAUGGAUAAGACCAAUAUGGACAAUACUAACCUAAAAUUUUAAAUAAGUUCAAUUUGGACGCCUUAUGUAUUAAUGUUUUUUUUUGUUUAAAUAUGCUUACAUACUUGUGAUCUAUUAUACAUAUACCAAUUUAUUAUGUACAAUAACUGAUUUAUGUUGGUCAUUACGGUCACAAGUACGUCCUGCUGUACCUAACAAGCUGUAUAUACCAAUUUUUAUGUACUAUAUGUGAUAUAUCUAUUAUUUAUAUCUUUAAAUUAUGUUCCUUAGAAUCUUUUAAAAUAACUUUCAUUAGGCGCCCUUAGACUGUGUAUAAAAAGCUGGAUGUGGCCGUCUUGAGAUUUUUUUAGGGUUUUUCGAAUCUUGCUUUUUUUAAUUAAUUAGAACAUUAAUUUUUUUUUGAAAUUGUGGAUUUUUAUAAACAGUGCAAUAAGAACGACUUUUUGAAUUUAUCGAAAAAGUUUAAUUAAAAAUUUCAGGAUUGUCUACAGCUUUGAUGUAAAAAAUGCUUUUUGACCCAAAUAUGUGUUGGCAAUGGAUAUUUUUGUUCAAUUCUUCAAACUAUUAUGCCAAAUGUUGUCAGCCAAGUAAAUAAUAUUUAAAAACAUAAUAUAAAUAUCUAUGGCCAAUUACAUCCUCCCCCAAUAUGUAAAUAUACGUGAAAAAACUGUCCGAGCAGUAUAAAAAAAAUUGUAUUUUGUAUUAUUGUAUUUAUGUAAAUGUAACUAAUCUUAAAUUCUUAGCUGUAGCUAAUAUUAUAAAUAAAAUAACGUGUUAUACAAAAAAAAAGACGCUAUAACUAUAUUAUAGAUAUCGUGUAAUAAAACUCAUACUAAGCGUAGCUGAAAUAAAAUUUUCCCGUUGUAAAAAAAAUUAAUUUUGUCUUAAAAAUAAAUUUUGGUUUUUGAC
Messenger RNA from Anthonomus grandis grandis, 5707 nucleotides. RefSeq names its product homeobox protein caupolican (gene mirr). The record is from RefSeq and is a predicted model, not a curated record. The coding region runs from base 675 to 2165 and encodes 496 amino acids. Gene Ontology annotation, cellular component: nucleus. NCBI's taxonomy places the organism in Eukaryota, Metazoa, Arthropoda, Insecta, Coleoptera, Curculionidae. Gene Ontology annotation, molecular function: RNA polymerase II cis-regulatory region sequence-specific DNA binding; DNA-binding transcription factor activity, RNA polymerase II-specific. The transcript has 7 exons. Gene Ontology annotation, biological process: cell development; neuron differentiation; regulation of transcription by RNA polymerase II.